Messenger RNA from Meloidogyne enterolobii, 684 nucleotides. Lineage: Eukaryota; Metazoa; Nematoda; Chromadorea; Rhabditida; Meloidogynidae. The record is from the annotation of a GenBank genome assembly.
AUGGAAAGAAUAGAAUAUUUGGAGAAUAAUAAACAAAUUAAAUUACUUCCAGAAUUAAUUAUUGAAUUAUUUAAAAAUGAAGAUUUUGAUGAAUUAAUUUAUAAUUAUUUGGAUAAAAAAGGAAUUAAUGAAUUGGGUUCAACAACUUCAGUACACAAUAAAUUCCUUGAAUUAUCAACACAAAAAUAUAAACAACAAAAACUAAAAAAUAAUUUUGAGUUGAGGAAUAAAAUUUGGAAUUUUUUACUUUUUUCAUCUUUUUAUGAUAAAACAAAAGCUUUGAAAUUAUUUAAAGAAGGAAAAGACAAAGAUGAAUUUUUUGUGGAAAAAUUGUUUAUAAGGGCAAAUGAAAAUAAUUCUAUCGAGUGUCUAAAUGAAUUGGCUAAUAUUUUUGAAUUAAAUGAGAAUAUGGGUGAAAUAUUAGUUGAUGCUGCUGAACUUCUUUGUACGCGUUUUCCAAGUCCGGAAAUGCUUAAACCUUUGUUGACUUUACAUUUACUUAUUUCCAAGUAUUUUUUAAAAGAAAUUAAAAAAAAUUAUUUUUGGUUGAAACCCCGGUCCGAGUUCCGAUUUUUAAGCCAGUUCCGAUUUUCGGUUCUUCUGAUUUCCGACACCUCUGAUUGUUUCUACCCGCCUUUGAUCAAAAUCCAGAUACAUAAAAUGGAUUUUUCUAAUUCUCUCUAA